Galendromus occidentalis (western predatory mite) is the source of this 2618-nucleotide messenger RNA. Its product is annotated as transcription factor E4F1. NCBI's taxonomy places the organism in Eukaryota, Metazoa, Arthropoda, Arachnida, Mesostigmata, Phytoseiidae. The transcript is spliced from 7 exons. Gene Ontology annotation, molecular function: sequence-specific DNA binding; DNA-binding transcription factor activity, RNA polymerase II-specific. Gene Ontology annotation, cellular component: nucleus. Bases 221 to 1243 code for a protein of 340 amino acids. The record is from RefSeq and is a predicted model, not a curated record. Gene Ontology annotation, biological process: regulation of transcription by RNA polymerase II.
AAGCAGUGGUAUCCACGCAGAGUGCUGCUGUUGUUUUCUGUGUUAUGGUGUUGUGUGCUUUUCUUCAGUGGUCGGUCUGUCUAUUUGAAACAGCGAACGGAGACGAAAAAGCGGGUCUCAGCUGCUGAUAUUUUCGUGACGCAGUCGAAAACCUCGAAUUCCACCCUGGUUGCAGGACUAUGUCCCGUUGAGCAGUAGUCUCCUUGCACGGUUUCGAAAAAUGAGCGUUGCCAAAUCAGAGAGCCUUUCGAAUUCGGAGAUCAACGUUUUUGAUCUUAACCUGCCUUCAUACACAUAUAAGUGUCAGGUGUGUCCGUUUUUCGCGAGCGACCAAAAUACGGUCUCAAAUCACUAUCAGGCAGCCCACUGCCAGCCGACAUCGACACGGAUCAUUUCAGUGGGCCCCGUUGAGUGUAAACCUGAUCUACUUCAUUGUAAUCAGUGUAAUUACACGACUCAGAAGAAGGGGAAUCUGAACGCGCACGUAAAUCAGAUGCACGUCGCUGAUCAACGGCCAUAUCCAUGUCCUCAUUGCGAUUACCGUGCUAAGACCGAGCGACACCUGCACGCGCACAUUCCAACCCACGGCGGUGAAACUCCUCCUUACAAAUGUAAUUUCUGCCCCUACGAGACCACUGAUCGGUCGGAGCUCGUCCGACACAAACAAGACAUCCAUGAAAGCGACAAAGUGUUCAGCUGUGAACAGUGCACAUACAAGGCGCGUACCAGCGAUUACCUCGCUAAACACAAGGUUACCCAGCACACGCCUCUGGACGAACGUCAAUUUCAAUGCGCCCAUUGUAGCAAACGCUUCGCCAUCGAAUCGCUAUUGAGGCGACAUUUGAAAAAGCACCUCGACAACACUCGUCACAACUGUCCACACUGCGGAAAUGCCUUCAAAGACAUCCGUAGACAUCGGUCACGUUGCGCCAAGGCUCCUGAAAAGGACCUCACCAAACCUAAGGAGCCCAAAGAACCCGCGAAAAGCAGACAGCAGCGCAAGCAAGAAGCCGCAGCCGCGAUCGCUAAUGUCGGCGCGAACGAAGUCGUCGUUCCGCAGAUAGUCCAAAUGCCAUCCAUAGACUUGAGCAGUGUACUUUCUCUGCAGGGCAGUCUCAAAGGCGUUAACCUCAAUUCGAUGAUAUCCAUGAAUCAAUCUCAACUGCUACUUGGAUCGCCACUCGUUUCGACGGUUAGAGUGCUUCCGGUCGAUAUCGAUGGGGUCAGCGUGCAAAGCACGUAAAAUCCCUUUGUAAUAGUUACAUUUCGAUGAUGAGUGGUAAUCCAUGUAACAGGGGCCGACUCGAUUCUGGAUUAUCGAUACACAUACUACAUUAAGAGAGCUGCUGAGAAAGCGGAUGAAGAAUGCCCGACGAGAAAGGAACUACACCAGUCUUACUCACGCCCAUAUCCAUCGUUAUUGAGUUUAUCCCCAUGUAUCCUCCGCAUGAUCUUCUCCCGCUUCCGUUUACGUCGCCGUAGGCAGGAGCACCAUGACCCGAUUAAUUUCGCUUCUCUCCACUCUGCAUCCCCGUCCCUGCUAUCAUCCAAAUCCAUGAUUGCGAAUUGGCACGUGUCAAGCGAAAUAAUAAUGUGAGAUCUUUUCGACUAAGUUGUUGGUUCGGCUUCUUCCUUGGUUUUCGCCAGAUGUCAACUCUACUACGACUACUAGAUUUACUAGCACUACUACUGCUACUACGACAAAUACUACUACAUCAACGACAACGACUACUAUAAUCAUUACUAGACCAUUACCACUUGGUUUGACAGAUAUAUCACUAUUAUUUUACAAAAACAUCACCCCGCUCGAUUUUAUUGCGAUUAUCGUUCUUUUUGUCAUCUCAUUUAUCUUAUCCGCAUUAUCCAUCGAAAACAGCCAUUGCUUCUGGAAGUGUAUACCGUUACUUGCAUUUAUUAUCGCUACUAUAACCGCUAUAUGGGUCCGCUACCGCAUUUUCGAUGUGGCUAAGUCCAGUAGUCGAUACCGAUCGUUAUCGUCAUUGUUAUUGUCAUUGCGCGUUUUCUCACUCGCUGAGGACCAUAAUUUUCCUUCGCUCGGAGCUCCCAUCCUUCCUCGCCUUUAACUUCCUUGGUUAUCCCAGUCAUUCCCAUCAUCCUCACAAUCAUGUUCACCGUUUCUCCUGCGAUACCCUGUUCGCUGUCACCAAAGCGAGCUAUUUCGUCGCAUCGAGUUGAGCUUCGCUGCCGAUCUGACUUUUCUCGUUCACCUCAAGAGGCAAAGUCAUCAUGGACGAUUAGAAUAAACGGGAAAAUUAUAUUUCACGCAUAAGGGAGAACAACGGACCCCUGUGUAGUUUCAAGAACAGAGAUUUCAACGAUUACGAUAUCUAGUUAUAAUUGGUUUAGCUGUGUAAAUAAGGUAGCUGCUGCUAAGUUCUCUACCCAACGCAACCAGCCGAACUUGCAGAGAGAACGAAUCAUGAGAGCGACCGAUUGACAUCCAUCACCUGAUUCUCGCGCCACCCGACCACAAUCCCUUCCCAUCUCUUCAUUAAGAUUCUUGAUCGGAUCGAUGCCUUCUGACGGUAAUUGUACAAUAUUCUAUGUAUAAAGUAGGAAGACUGUGGCAAUAAAUAUCUAUAUUUAAAAAUUGAACG